AUGACACAAUUCAGAAAGCUAUAUGAAAAAGCACUCAUCCAACACAAGAAGAAAGUCCGAAGUGUGGUGGAAGAGGAGACCGGAGGAAGCAUGCUAAAUGAGAACGCGGAGGAAAUCUACGAAGACGCCGAGGAGGAAUUCCACCAGGACGUCGUCAACGCAAGCGAUAACCUUGCGGAACAAGCGGAAAGAUUGGAAAGUGAAGGAAAAAUAACUGAACAGGAAAGGAGGGAAUUUGCAGGAAUAACUGCCCCUAAAGGACCGUCGAAGGGAAGGAUUAAACACAAAGACAUUAUAAUGGAGGAAUGGAAAAGUAAUCUCAAAAAAGAAACCGACGACGAUAGACGACAGAUCACACAGAGGGCGGUGGACGUUGCAGGACAGGCCAUCGAUGAUGCAAGGCUGGAAAUGGGGCAGGUGCCUAGUUCGGAAGAGGGAAAACACAGGUACAGGGAAAUAGUAAGGGACAACAUCCGAACCAAAUUCGAGAGAUUCCGCGUGUGGGCAAAACAAAACAUGGGACCGUUAGCCGCCAUUGCCGCCUCCAUUGCCGGAAUUACUACGACUGUGGUGGUGGCUGGAAAGAAGACAAUCACGGGAGCAGCUAAUGGACUUGGAGCUGCCGGAAAAGCGUUGGCAAAGUUCGCAAAAGCUGCACUGCCAAUCCUGGUACCUAUUCUAAAUAUGUUAAGUACGGUCCUAAGUUGGGGAGCCAAGGGUCUUGCCUUCCUCGCCCGGAAUUUGUGGAUUGUGGCGAUCGUGAUUGCCGGAGCUAUAUUCAGGUAUUUGCAGAAUAGACGUAAAAUAUAA
Messenger RNA from Paramuricea clavata, 810 nucleotides. NCBI's taxonomy places the organism in Eukaryota, Metazoa, Cnidaria, Anthozoa, Malacalcyonacea, Plexauridae. The record is from the annotation of a GenBank genome assembly.